Messenger RNA from Carassius auratus (goldfish), 2304 nucleotides. RefSeq names its product nacht, lrr and pyd domains-containing protein 1b-like. The transcript has 15 exons. The record is from RefSeq and is a predicted model, not a curated record. Gene Ontology annotation, biological process: signal transduction; mRNA export from nucleus. The coding region runs from base 35 to 1654 and encodes 539 amino acids. Gene Ontology annotation, cellular component: THO complex part of transcription export complex. Lineage: Eukaryota; Metazoa; Chordata; Actinopteri; Cypriniformes; Cyprinidae. Gene Ontology annotation, molecular function: protein binding.
GUGUGUGUGUGUGUGUGUGUGUGUCAGUGUGUGCAUGAAUGGGCUCCGCUUUGACGGACGUUAUUGUCUCUCAUCUGCAAAGCUCUCGUCGCGGAAACACCGUUGGGAUUGUGCCGGUGUCGCUGCGCGAAUAAUGGUGGCACACAUGGCGCAUCACGGAGAAACGACGCCGCUGAUCGAAGGGAAUGGAGAGGUUUCACCAUCAGACCUGAAGGAUCAUCCUGUUGAAGGUUCUCACAGCAGUUCAGAUAACACAUCAACUGAGGAGAGCUCGGAGGAAGAGGAAGCCCACGACGAGGAAGAGGAAAGAGAUUCAGACUCCGACACGAGACCCAGAGCAGAACAUCACACCGCCUCGGACGAGCCGCUUCAGUCCUGCUGUGAGAAGUGCCGAGCUCUGAAGAAUCCCAAAUUCGAGCUGGUAACCCCCAGGAAAAUGUCUCGAGAUCGUCUACAGCUGCAGCUGGAGGCCGAGGGGGUGUAUGAGUGUUCAGACACGGGGCUGGUGUUCGAGGUCUCUCAGCGGGUCAAGAUCACCUACUGCAUCCUCUCCUGGAGCAAGUUUAGCACAUACUUGACCGGAUCAUGGAAAUUCGCUGGUCCUAUUUUCGACGUGGACUGCGAUCCGUCUAUUCUCAAAUCCGUCCAGUUCCCACACUCCCUGUGUCUAGCAGCAGAUAAAGAGAACGAAGUGAAGUUCAGCGUGCUGCAUGUGAAGAACAGCCGUGGUCUGAUCGAGCCCUCGGUGGAUCACUCCGGCAGUCACGUCAGGUGGAACGUGUCGUCUCUUUCGCCCGUGGGUCCCAUUGUUCAGACGUCUAAAUCAGCAGAGCAUCAUGGGGUGGUGCAGGUGUUCAAGGAGGUGGGCCCGGAGAACUCCUUCUCCUUCAGAGUCUACCUGGCUGGAAACAACUGCUCUGACAUCAAGGAUAUCAGGAGGGCUGUUCGGCGGGCCAACAACUGUAAGAACAACAAGAAGUACAUACAAGUAGACAAGCCGCCCACAUGCAUGCUGGAGGAGAACAGGAGGUACCGUCUCAUCAGCGAGCCCAUGGGUCACAUCACACCAGAGGACAUGCUCUUCACUCCUGUCAUCGUGGAGGUCAAGGGAUACUUCGAGGUCUUCUUCGAGGAGAGUCCUCCCUUCAAACUGUCCUUGACUGAUGCUGACUCGGGUCAGACUGUCUGGACGGCUACCAUCAGAGAGGGAGAUUGUGUACAUCAUAUAGAUGAAAACCCCAGAAAACCAUCAAAAGGCAGAAAAAGACACAGUAGCAUGUCAGAGGAAGAUCUCUGUCACAAACCGAGUAAGAAAGCUCGUGGCAUUGACGUGGCCGACUGUAACGCACCAGCCGUGGCUCCGGACCUGACGGACCAGCAGCUGAUGCAGGUGGCCAAACGCAUGGGGAAGGAGUGGAAGGUGGUGGCCAUCAGCUGUCUGGGCCUCAGCAAGCAGGACCUGGAGGAGAUGGAGCAAGCCGAGGAGAAUGUGACCAUGCUGAAGUUCAACAUGCUGGAGCGCUGGAGACGCCGUCAGCCCAAGGGAAGAGCGGGAAUUCAGGAUCUCCACAAAUGUUUAAAGGACAACGAUGACGUUCCGAAUGAGGUCAUUGCUGCUCUGGACGAGAUGCUCCAGAAUAACUCUGCUACAUGAGCUUCAGCUGGGAGAUCAGCGCACGUCUGUCUACCUGUCUGGUGUCUGUGGACCUCCGACCGAUCAUCGGAAACCAUUUUAACCACUGAUAGAGAGCGAUGAAAAGAGAAGUCCUGAGGUGUGUGCUCGUACUGGAAUCUGGAGCUUUCAGGAACUGUGGAUACUUGACACUCUUAGUACAUUUUUCUGUGUAGCUCUUUGUACAUUUUUAGAUAUUGUACAUAUUUGAUUGUCUUUGUGAGGACUGUAAGUAUGAAGCUCAGUUUGUUUUGUUGAAUUAUGAGCCGUGAUCAUCUGUCAUCAGGAUUGAUGUUUUGAUCUCAGGUGCCGUCCUUCUCUGAUGGUUAUGAACUAACACCAGCGUAUGAUAUCAUGAUAUUUCUGCAGAUACGUGCUCCAUCUGCACAAGAGACCAUCACUGUUCAUAUGGACACAGAGCUUUUGUCUUGUGACUCCGGUUCAGAAUAUUUCAGCAAUCGGCUGCAUUAGUUUUUUUUUUUUUCUGUCUAAUUAUUUUUUUAUGAAAUGUUGGUUGGGUAAACACACACCUCUCACACCUGUUUAAUGUGCUCUCUCAGGGGAAUCUUUAUUCUGGAGGAAUUUUACCUUUCUUUAAAUGAAUAAACCAUGAAAGUGGAUGAAAAAACAAA